CUGCUGGGCGAUCUCGGGCCAAAUUUGUUGCUGUACUCCAUGUGCUUUUUGUCGUUUAGUACCUGAUGCUGUGAGACCAAACUGAUGAGGUUUGUUCCACUUCUUGACCGGGACAUCAGCUGGAGCAAAGGAUUCGGACAGACAUAUUUUUCUGCAGGUGGAAAUCUUUCACUCUUAAGUUUGCACAAACUCCAUUAAAACCCCCUCUCACACACACAGUAUUGAAAAUCAGUUCUGUUUAUUUUCAUCCACGCUAAUGAAUCCCAAGAGAGAGCAUUUCUUUCUUUGUUGCAGUUACUGGGUCAUGUAGGGUUUCAGUGUUUGAUGCUUGUUGCCUCGGGGGCUUGAACCCUUGCCAAAGGACUGUCUCCCCUCUCACUCGGCUCGCCUACUGCUCCCAACAUCCAAGGCGCGAUGUUGUGGUCGCUACGCCGUCACAUGGCAUGUAGCGCGUUUCAAACACGAACAUGGCUACAAGCGGCGCCAAACGGCAAAAGGGGGAAUACAUGUCAAAAUUGGUGAUAAUGCUGUUGAUGGACGAACGAGCAUGAGGGGAAAGUUUGCGAUAAGCUGAGUUUGUGUCGUACUUGAGGAACAAAUUGUCUGACAAUAGAAUGAGUAAGCGCUGGAGAGGAAAUUAUAAAUCCAUGUCCAAGAGGCAAAGUUUAGACAAAUAACAUCAUUCACGUACGACGCUCACAUGGCACAAAAAACUAAGUGAAUCUCGGACGACUCCAGUUUAUUCAGCGCUUUGAUUAUCCAACAUAUCCCUUAUCUGAACAUAAGUCCAAAAUUGACCUUGGCUAACAGGAGUAAACAAAGACAAAAAAAAUGUUAGCACAAGUCUUUUUGGAGCUUUCAAUCACUCCUCUUGGCCUUCAUCAGUGUCUGGAGCUGGUAGUCAUGGAGAGUGUUCAGUUGUUUGCACCUGACAGUGUCUGAGGGAGGAGUCCUUCCAAUAACAACAAUGCAUCAAAAUAACAGGAUAUAUAUAUUCAUCUCUUUCCUCACGUUCCCAGGUCGUCAAAAAGCUUCACUGUAACUUCAUUUGGAUGAAGCCAAACUGAUAAAGAGAGAGGGGGGAAAACAAGGACUUAAACUCACAAGUGGUGUUAAAAAAUAACAGAACACAGGUGAGGAGUGAAAACGGUGGGAAAUCAGCCAAAGGGAGGAAAUGAAAAGCAAAACAUGAUUCGUGAGGAAAGGACAAAAUAAAAUAAGGAAAUGACAAAACCAAACAACUCCCAAAUAAAGGCCUAGUGGGCGAAUCAAUGUAGUAAAAGUAAAAAGGAUGUAAAUUUCUCUCUGAAUUGUAGUGGAGUAGAGAUGUAAGGUAUUAUAAAGUGGUAUCAUAUACGUAAGAAAAGUAUGAAGACCUCAGAUUUGAACAGUAAAUGUGUUCAGUUCCAUUCCAACAUGAAAAAUGCUGAGACACUUACAGUGGUGUGACAGUGGGGACGAGUAGAGAUCAAAGUGAGAUUUCUUGAAACUAAAGAUUCGUCAUCUUAGCCCGUGUUUUACACUUUGAUGAUCUGAUAUGAUAUUAUAAUACCCUUCCUGUUUUCUGUCGCCCUCCGGGCCCCAAGUAACUUCCAUACACCCCCUAAGUUUAUCACGUCAGCUGAAGUAGUUACAAGGACAAGACUGAAACAAACUCGUAGUGUGUACGUAGCAAUACGUUAAAGGACAACGCGCGGUCCACUUUUCUGACCACUCACACGUAACGAUACGCAUCUUUCUCUUAACUCCCUUGCUGAAGUACACAGGCAGCAGACAACCUAGCAGAAGUUCCUGCGGCCCCACUGGGAAGUUAAUCUCAACAGAGACACACAUCUGGUGCUGACGGCUGUCUGGCCAACCCUUCUCAGAAAAUCUCACAGGGAGGAUCAGGACCGGGGUGCAAUUAUCUACAGUGUGACUGCACAUUGGCAGCCUGAUAAGGUCCAAGUGAUAGGACUGCUGUGCAUGCAGAUUGAAUGCAACAGGCUCUCACAGAGGAUCAGCUGGAGAAAAGCUAUAUUCACAGCCAAUCGGCAGGAUGAAGACUCAUCUCCUUUGCUUGGAGUUACUCCUCUUGGCCGGUCACAUCCUUGUGGCCAGUGGGCAGCUGGGGACAAAGAAUGAGAUGUCCCGGGACUCUCUUACUGUUACCCAGAGAAUCGGGCUCGUAGAGAGGGACGUGCAGGGUCCGGUGAGGCCCAACAACAGCUUCCCCCGCCGCCGGCUGCCUCCCAUGUGCACCGGGCCCACGGAAAUCCGAGACACGUUCAAGUACAUUAACACGGUGGUGUCGUGCCUGGUGUUUGUUGUGGGCAUUAUUGGCAAUUCCACUCUGCUGAGAAUCAUCUAUAAGAAUAAGUGCAUGCGGAACGGGCCCAACAUCCUGAUCGCCAGCCUGGCGCUCGGAGACCUGCUGCACAUCAUCAUCGGCAUUCCCAUCAAUGUUUACAAGCUCCUGGCGGAGGACUGGCCUUUCGGAGUGACUCUGUGCAAGACGGUGCCGUUUGUCCAGAAAGCCUCCGUGGGCAUCACAGUGCUGAGUCUGUGUGCCUUGAGUAUUGACAGGUAUCGUGCCGUGGCCUCGUGGAGCCGUAUCAAAGGGAUCGGAGUGCCAAAGUGGAUGGCUAUCGAGAUUGCACUGAUCUGGAUAUUAUCCAUCAUCUUGGCCGUGCCAGAGGCGAUAGCUUUCGACAUGAUCACCAUGGACUACAAGGGUGAACACUUGAGGAUCUGUUUGCUGCACCCCAUGCAGAAAACGAGCUUUAUGAGGUUUUAUAAAUCAGCGAAGGACUGGUGGCUGUUCGGCGUAUAUUUCUGCCUGCCGUUGAUCUGCACCGCUAUUUUCUACACCCUGAUGACCUGUGAGAUGCUGAGGAAGAAGAAUGGCGUCCAGAUCGCCCUCAGUGACCACCUUAAACAGCGAAGGGAGGUGGCGAAGACAGUGUUCUGCCUGGUUCUGGUGUUUGCCCUGUGCUGGCUGCCUCUCCACCUCAGCCGUAUCCUGAAGCUCACCAUCUACGAUGAGAAAGAUCCCAACCGCUGCGAACUGCUCAGUUUCUUUCUGGUGCUGGACUACAUUGGCAUCAACAUGGCAUCCGUCAACUCCUGCAUCAACCCAAUCGCCCUCUACAUGGUCAGCAAGCGCUUCAAGAACUGCUUCAGGUCCUGCCUGUGCUGCUGGUGCCUACCGGCGGAGAUGCUGAUGGAUGAGAAACAGUCUUGCAUGAAGCUGAAGAUCACUGAGCGAGCCUCCGACCAGAGCAACUCCCGCAUGACCAACAAGUCCACUACAGCUUGAGGAGGGGCCUAACUGUGAGAAAGGUGGAAGUAUGAGGACGAAAACAAAACAAAACAAAAAAAAGAAUUAAAAUAUUGAGGUACGGGUGACUGAAUGAGGAAAGUGCUCAGUCUUGCCACAUCUACAUCAUGAUAUGAAGGCGCCGUCAACUUUUAACAGAUGUGCUUUUGGAAACCGGCCCCGACUGAGGCGGAAUUCCUUUUAUCCUAGAACUCUGAGCACAUGCUAUUAUGGACGACUAAACACUCUCCGUGCCCAAGAAGACAUGAGCAUCUGCGCACUUCGUGAGCUGUAUUCUUGGAUAACAGGCAUGAGAUGUGUGGGGCAAACUAAUAUCAAAUAUGGGAGAACUGAGCGGGGGGGCGAGGUUCGGCAAGUGUAAAAUUGGGUGCCGUGGGUUGAUAAGCAAAGACAGCUCAUCAGGCUCACUGCCUGGAUAGUGAAUGUGUAUUUUGACGGUAUGACUCAUGCAAUAUGUCCUGUAUUGUACAGACUACAUUAGAGAGUGUUUGGCGGUGCGAGCAGACACUGCAGAAGAUAUUCAUUCAUUUGGUCACGUAUUUACAUAAUAUGUAUAUAUGUAUUGAGCGUUUUGCCUACUUUAUUACUUGUUACAUUAGUGCCCUCAAAUGUAUUGUCUGUGUGCUCUGUUCCCCAAUAGAUAUUGAACUACUGACAUAUGAUUUCGGCUGAUGGCCCCUGAGCUAUUGUAUUAUACUGUUCAAUUUUGGGCCUGUUCUUGAGGCUUUACUUGCUCUGCGUUAUCUCAUUCUAACUCCUUUCCCUUAUUUGGUUUGAAAAUCGGAAUGGGUUUCUUUUUUUCCAAUGAAUAAAA
Acanthopagrus latus (yellowfin seabream) is the source of this 4133-nucleotide messenger RNA. It is a transcript of the gene ednrba, whose product is annotated as endothelin receptor Ba. Gene Ontology annotation, biological process: enteric nervous system development; regulation of blood pressure; vasoconstriction. Lineage: Eukaryota; Metazoa; Chordata; Actinopteri; Spariformes; Sparidae. Gene Ontology annotation, molecular function: endothelin receptor activity. Bases 2039 to 3298 code for a protein of 419 amino acids. The transcript is spliced from 9 exons. Gene Ontology annotation, cellular component: membrane. The record is from RefSeq and is a predicted model, not a curated record.